Messenger RNA from Anguilla rostrata (American eel), 2954 nucleotides. RefSeq names its product fucosyltransferase 7. Gene Ontology annotation, cellular component: membrane. The coding region runs from base 678 to 1718 and encodes 346 amino acids. The transcript has 3 exons. Gene Ontology annotation, molecular function: alpha-(1->3)-fucosyltransferase activity. The record is from RefSeq and is a predicted model, not a curated record. NCBI's taxonomy places the organism in Eukaryota, Metazoa, Chordata, Actinopteri, Anguilliformes, Anguillidae.
GCAAGUGAACGGCACAUGACCAUAUGACUACAACCAGAAUAAACACCUACCACAUGAAGUAGGGGAGCAUCGCCAUAAAUGUAACUGUUCUUGGUUUUUGCUAUUUUACUCAGAAAAUAUUUAGCCGAGCACAAUGAAAUGUUACUUCAAAGCUUUGAUAUGUCAGUAGUCAUUAACCGCUCCGAUUACAUUCAUCGCUUAAUCGGGUCGGAUACAAUUAAAACCAAAGUACUCUACAGGUAGUUCGGUGUUGCAUUCAUACCACCUAGUCGGUAUGGAAUAAAUGUCGGCUAGAUCAGGAACAACUCAGCACUGGAACCUUUAUUGACUAUCAAAAGGUCUUCUACGGAAAGGGUGAAAAAGAGAGAGAGAGAGGGAGAUAUGUUUCUUCUUAAAUGUACUUCCUGCUAUCAUUUCGAAUCUUAAGCUCCAAACACGCUUCCUGAACACACAAACACAACUCUCCUCCACACUCCGGUGCACAAAAAGGGCAGAGGGCGGAGGAAAGGAAGGCCAGCCGCUUAGAGCAGCAGCACUGACUUUCGACCUUCGUUUCAUUUUGCUGAAGUGAACUACUGCACAGAAGACUCAAGACUGCACCUGAAACACAUCUCUGAACUCAUGUCCUGUGCUCCCCCUGGUCAAAUCGAGCUGCUGCCUCAUCUGUCAUCUUCGCCAUGACUGUGUGCCUGCCCAACCAGGGCAAAGCCGUUCUUCUCCUCAUCCUCAGCACCUCCUUCCUGUUUCAGUGGGUCCUGGUCCCGCAGGGUGAACGGGCCACUCCCCGGACGUGGCACAGGAACAUCAGCGUCCUGCUGUGGUACUGGCCCUUCGGCAAGCCCCAGAGCCUGGACGGGGACGUGUGCUGGGACCGGUUCGCCGUGCGCGGCUGCCGCCUGACGGACGAGCGCAGCCGGUUCCCCGAGGCCGACGUGGUGGUGUUCCACCACCACGAGCUGAAGACCCGCCGCCAGAGGCUGCCGCGCCACCUGGCCCGCCCGACCGGGCAGAAGUGGCUCUGGAUGACGCUGGAGUCCCCCGCCUCCAACGGCAACCUGUCCGCUUACGACGGCGCGUUCAACUGGACCAUGACCUACCGGCGCGACGCCGACGUCUUCCUGCCGUACGGAGAGCUGGCUCCGAAGAAGGACGGCGGGAGCGGCGGGUACGUCAUCCCCAAAAAGGACGCCGGCCUGCUGGCAUGCUGGGUAGUCAGCAACUUCCGGCCCAGGCACAAAAGGACGCAGGUGUACCAGAGCUUGAGGAAGCUGAUCCCCGUGGAGGUGUACGGGCGAUGGCCGCGGAAGCCGCUCAGCGCCCAGGAGCUGCUUCCCGCCAUUUCCCGCUGCCGCUUCUACCUGGCCUUCGAGAACUCGCUCUUCGCCGACUACAUCACCGAGAAACUCUGGCGCAACUCCUUCUUGGCGGGCACCGUGCCGGUGGUGCUGGGCCCGCCCCGGAGCGACUACGAGGCGGCGGCUCCGCCCAGCUCCUUCAUCCACGUCGACGACUUCAACUCCACGGAGGCGCUGGCCGCGCUCCUGCGGCGGCUGGCGUCGGACGAGAAGGCCUACGCCUCUUACUUCGAGUGGCGGCGGGACUACGACGUUCGGCUCCUCGCCGACUGGAGGGAGAGGCUGUGCCGCGUGUGCGAGCUCUACGACCGCCUGCCCGCCCGCAAGGUGUAUCACCACCUGGACGCUUGGAACAGGAAGUGACCCGUGGCGAAACGAAAACGCAAGCGCUCCUGUGUUUAGACUGGGGCGUAAAUUUUCCUUAUGGCUGUUGGGCAGCCUCUUGUGAUCAAGCACCGGCUUCUGUUACAUUACAGUAGCACUGGCUUCUGUUUCAUUACUGUAGCACUGUCUUUACAGUACAGUAGCACCGUCUCUGCUUAAGUGUUGCUUUACACCUGCUGGAGAUGAACGCUGAGCUAGAGCUGUGCCAUUAAACUGCGUAUCUGCAGUACUGGCGAUCCGCUGUACUAGCCCUCUCUUCAUGCCUUAAUCCAGCCAAUGAGAGGACAGAGACAGUGAAUAUGGGAUAACACGAAAAUGUAAUGGUUGCCAUAGAUUUCAGAAUGUAACUAUACGGUGUGUGUCAUUUUUGUACAUCUACUGUACACAUCUACAGAAGUGAAGUAAAUAUUAAAACCACACCUUUCCUGGCAUAAAAGUAGAUCAACAGUGCUAACUAAAGGUUACAGGAAGGAACAUGAACCUCAACCCACGUCGAUGGCAGAACGAUUUGUAAACUUGAACACCUGACAUAGAGAGUUAACUUCUUACCUUUCAAACCUUUCAUGGCUAAAAAUAUACAAUAAGCAUGCUUGGUGCUGUAUGAUUUUUAAGGGGAUAUAUAAUGGAAAGGGUUGUAUUACAGCAAAUAUAGCAAUAUAGCCUUUGAAUAGCAAAUAUGCAUUUUCAAUUCCAAAAGGAGUCAAACUGAAACAGGGGGUUAAAUGCUGGCUGGCUGGUCUGUGUGGUGGCAUUCUGUCAUUUAGAGAAGAAGGGUUUCAGAUGGAAGGGCUGACUCAUUGCGCAAGAAUAACACAAAAUUCUGCCAAAAAAAUGCAGUUGUUAAUUUUUUCAAGUAACAUAUUUUUCAUAACAUGUUUACAUUUAUUAGUUCAGAAUAUGAUUUGUGUAUCCUUUGAUAUUGCCUUUGGUCGCAAUACUCUUCUCGAAAUGUCAGCUGAUGCAGAAGGCCCACCUGCUUUUUGAAAAGUCGACAAUAGAGGUUAUAAAAUCGGUCUCAGUCAUCUUCUCUGGCAGCAGUCCAUUCGCAUGAGUUUGACUCGAUCUCGGAAUUGAAAAUUCAUACCUGGAACUGGGGGACUGAUUCUUGCGAAACGCACAAUGGCUUUUGGUUUUCAGAAAAUAUUAACAUUAUGCAUUUAAAAUGGCAAAUUUGAAAUCUAUUAACUGUAAAAAAAUACAAACUGGUCAAAUACA